AUGCCAGAGAAGCAACGCAUGACCACCAGGCUCAAGGAACUUUUCGAGCGCCCGGAGAUUUUCGUGCUGGCCGGCGGGAUGAACCCCAUGGGCGCGAAGAUGGCCGAGGUACUGGGAUUCGAGGCCUUUUACAUGUCCGGGGGGAAUACCUCGGCCCAGCUCAUGGGUUUGACCGAGGGCGGCACCAGCAUGCGGGACAUGGUGGACAACGCCAGGCGCAUCGUGAACACCAUCGACAUUCCCGCCUUCGUUGACAUGGAUACCGGCUAUGGAGACGCGAUCCAGGUUUAUGAGACAGUGAAGGAGUACAUUCGGGCCGGUAUCGCCGGCACCCACCUGGAGGAUCAGACCUACCCGCCCAAAUCAGGUCCCCGUCGCCGCUGUGUUUCCAUCGAAGAGAUGGUGGGCAAACUGCGCGCCGCCAUGGACGCCAAAAUGGAACUUGACCCUGACUUCGUCAUCGUGGCCCGGUGCGACUACGCCGGCGUCCCUGGCGCAACGUUCGAGGACGUGAUGGAACGCUGCCUGGCGUACAAGAGCCAAACCAACGUGGACGUAGUGUGCCCGGCCGUCGCGUCCUGGGAGGACAAUCAGGAAGCCAUCCGGCGGAUCCCGGGUCCGGUGCUGCCGCUAUUCACCCACGGCAGCCAAACGCAUCCCACCCUGGAAGAGUUGCAGCAAGCCGGGGCCGCCGCCGCCUGGUAUCCCGGCCUGACCACCAUGGCGGGGCUUCAGGCGUCCUGGGACUUUCUGAGCGAUUUCCAGGAUCGCGGCACCCCCGCCAUCGACGAUUUUCUGGCGACUGCGGCCCAGAGCAGGUGGGGCAUCGCCAGCAACGGCGGCAUUCUGGGUGCCGAGCGAAUUCGGGAGAUGGAGGACAAGUACCUGCCAUAA
Molecule: messenger RNA, 894 nt
Organism: Geodia barretti
Lineage: Eukaryota; Metazoa; Porifera; Demospongiae; Tetractinellida; Geodiidae
Source: the annotation of a GenBank genome assembly